AUGAUAAAAGACAUCUUUGCUUCCAUUGACAGUGCAAAUGUGAGAAAGUUUACUCCUCACUUCAGUUCCCGUUUUAAACAAGAGACUCAAGCUGCUGAAGCAUUAAGAGCUACAGAAGCUUUAAGAGCAGCCGAAGCUGCUGCAGCUGCUGAAGCUGUUAGAGCUGCUAAAGAUGCUGAAGAUGCAAUAAAAGCUGCUGAAGCUGCAAAAACAACAACAGCUAUGAAGACUGCUGAAGAGGCUCGAGCUCGUGCUGAUGCUUUCAAAGCUGCUGCUGAAGCUGCUGCUAAAGCUGCUAAAGAUGAAAUUUCUAAGAUGGCUAAAGCUGCAAAAGCUGAGCGAAAAGCUGCAGAAGCUGAGCGCCAAAGGGAAAAAAUAUUACAGGAUCAAGCUAAUGAAGCUUAUAAGAAAGAAGUUGAAACAAGGCAAGGAGAAAGCAUUAAAAAGCUAGAAUUACUUCUGGCAGAAUUCCAAAGUAAAGCUAAUAAAGACUUUGCAGCGAGAAGAGAGCUUCAACAGAGAUUAGAUGCAGCUGAAAGACGAGCAGCUGAAGCAGAAGCACGGGCUGAUGAAAAAUCAUGUACAGUUAUGUAA
Dreissena polymorpha is the source of this 594-nucleotide messenger RNA. RefSeq names its product tol-Pal system protein TolA-like. Bases 1 to 594 code for a protein of 197 amino acids. The record is from RefSeq and is a predicted model, not a curated record. The transcript has a single exon. NCBI's taxonomy places the organism in Eukaryota, Metazoa, Mollusca, Bivalvia, Myida, Dreissenidae.